AUGCGCGUCCACUAUCUCGCCUUCCUGGCAUCGUCUGCUCUUUCGGCUCGUGUUGACGGUGUUGUGGAGCCCGGCGCAUCGAAUCAAACAGCGCUUUACUUCCCGGCGGCCGUUCGCCCAUCGAUUGCCAGCGACGACGAUGUCACUGCCACAAGGUCGCCAACACGUGUUGGUCCACCACAUGUCGAAGAAAGGGGCCUUUCCGGUACAAUUGUUUCGUCCGCGUUAUCGAAGUUGGGUAGUCGAGGCAAGAGCAUGGUGCUGGCAAGGGCUCAAGAUAAGUUCUACAACUUGCAAAAAAAAUCGAUAAGGGACAACGACGUUGAGCACAGUCUUCGAAAUGCGCUUAAAACCAAAGCGUGGGAUGAUCUGUAUGACCGGUACAAAUUGUCUGGACAUUUGAUGAUUGACGAUCUCACCAAGCACUAUGGAGAUGAAAUGAUAGCACGUGUGCUCUCUCGGGCGCUGAGGGCCGACUCAAUAAACCCUGCGAAGUUUGCAACGGCUACGACUCUGAAGGAGAAGCUGGCGUUGGACCAGCUCACAAGGUGGCAAACGAAGGAAAAAACACUUGAUGACGUGUUUCACACACUCAGGCUGAACCAUCUUGACUUUACACCCGACGCUCUGGCACACAUUGCCUUGCUGAAAAAAAAUCUUGAGGUCGUUGUGUUUGCCCGGAUGAUGCGUAGUCGAAAGAUGAACGUUCUGGAAAACUAUAGCAAGCUUACCGCGCCCCAAAACAGCGAGGUAGCCUAUCUACGUGCCCUUAUGAAAGGCUUUGGUGGAGAAAAAAAUUCUUCAAGCUGCUACGCCAGGCGAAUGAGGACAAAGCUCUAG
Messenger RNA from Hyaloperonospora brassicae, 840 nucleotides. The record is from the annotation of a GenBank genome assembly. NCBI's taxonomy places the organism in Eukaryota, Oomycota, Peronosporomycetes, Peronosporales, Peronosporaceae.